Cynoglossus semilaevis (tongue sole) is the source of this 3775-nucleotide messenger RNA. It is a transcript of the gene ccdc85b, whose product is annotated as coiled-coil domain containing 85B. Gene Ontology annotation, cellular component: nucleus. NCBI's taxonomy places the organism in Eukaryota, Metazoa, Chordata, Actinopteri, Pleuronectiformes, Cynoglossidae. Gene Ontology annotation, biological process: negative regulation of DNA-templated transcription. The transcript has a single exon. Bases 871 to 1479 code for a protein of 202 amino acids. The record is from RefSeq and is a predicted model, not a curated record.
CACAGGUUGUCAGUGGUUAAUCAAAUGUUGGGUUCUGUAUUUUAUUUUAAAGAGGAUAUAUACUGGUUUCCGGUGUUCGGUACUUUAGUUUGACGCGCAGCUGCAGCUGCUGCUCAGCGGAGUCACAGCCGAGAAGUGGUGGAGGCAGGCGGACAUUGUUGCUUUAACAGAAUGAGCAGUGAUUGUACUGUGAUUUGCUGAUUUAUUUUUGUAUAAUUUUUCAAUAAGGAAACGUUAGGAAUACCGGAAACAAUAUACAAAAAGACGACCUAGGUGCAGAACACUUCGGACUCAUUGUUUUUCUGCAGCCACCCGUGGAAGUGAGUUAAGUAAACCGAAGCGAUCGCAGCCUCCUGAGAAGACGAUGCCAGCCACGUAAAAAUCACAACAUCGGUGGAGUGAGUGUCCCAGCAGCCAGAUUAAAGCUCCGUGAAUCUGUGGACCGUUUGUUUUUUCAAAAACGGCUGUUAUCUUUAGAACACAGCAAGAAGAGGUAACACCAGGACAGUUGUGGCUCAUUGUAUUCUUUCGGCCCUCUGCUGCUGCUGCUGCUGCUGCUGUUGUAGAGAGGAUGGCAGUGGGACAUUAAUGAGGGUCUGCCGUGCUGUUUCACACACGACCUCAUUAGGGAAUUAUCCACCGAGAAGGAACUCUGAGCUCAGUUUAAAAACAGGCCGCGGUGGAAGGAAGAAAGCCAUCUAAAUAAAGACAUCACAUGUUUGUGCCUCGACUUGGCCUCCGGUGUUGGAGUGAUCAUCACACAGGCUCGACGACAUCCACCAGACGAGAUGACGAUGAGGAGCAUCGCGGUUUAAGAGCCUUCUGAUUUAACAUAUUCUCAGGGAGCAUCGGUGGGUUUCAUUGUGAAGAAUGGGCAGCAGUGACGGCGGUGAGAUCGUUAACAGAGAGCUGUCGAAGAUGUCUGACGAGGAUCUGCUGGCGUGUUCCAAAGAGGAGCUGGUGAACCGGCUGCGUAAAGAGGAGUCCGAGAAGAUUUCAGCGCUCAUCCAGCGAGGCCGGCUGAUAAAGGAAGUAAACAAACAGCUGCAGGGACACCUCCUGGAAAUCAGGGAACUCAAAGUCAUCAAUCAGCGCCUGCAGGAGGAGAACACAGAGCUGCGGGACCUAUGCUGCUUCCUGGACGACGAUAGGCUCAAAGUGAAGAAGCUGGCCCGGGAAUGGCAGCUCUUCGGGCACCACGCAGCCAAAGUAAUGCGGGAGGACCUGGGCGGGUACCUGAAGAAGCUGGCUGACCUGGAACGCAUGCAGGACGGGCUGGUGAAGGAGAACUUGGACCUUAAGGAGCUGUGUCUGGUGCUGGAGGAGGAGUGCGUCAGCAGGAGUGACUCCAGCCCCGGAGGCUCCACAGAGCUAAACCUGCCCUGCAUGGUGGCCAGGGACUUGGGGGAUGGGAGCUCCAGCACAGGGAGCGUGGGAAGUCCAGACCAGCUCCACCUGGUAUGCUCACCUGAUGACUGAUGGACAUUUAUGUCAGGCACUGACAGGAAAACACACAGACUUUCCACAUUCUUCUGAUGCAAAUCAUAGACUGUAUGUAGAAAAUGGACGGAGUCACCUAGUUGCAAACAUGAAGCUGCAGGACUUGAGCUGAAGAACUCUACUGGUUGUUAAGGUAACUCCAGAGGAAUGGAAAUUCUAUGUGAAAAUAGGGCUCAUUCUCACUUUAUUCACAGUGCAGUAAACGUGUACUCAAAGGGUUUAUGGUCUACAUUGCUAGCUUCAGGUCUUCUGCAGUAAAAGAAUCACUUCUAGCCUACGCCCUUGUUCUGUGGCAUCACACUGAAUACUGAUAAUGACACAUUUAAACUCUUUUUUAUCCUUUAUUUCAAAUGUCUUAACACGCGUCCUGGAGUUGAUGGAUGGAGUAUGGAAAUUGAUAAGUUAAACUGUCAACCACAUAUAACUGUUGAUUGUAAUGGCCAAUACUUCAAUAGUACUUUUCUGAUUCUGAUGACCACUUCGAUCUUUUUCCCUUUAAGAAUUGCCAUCCACCUAUUUACUGUACAACCACAAGGGGGUGGCAUGUAAACCCACAGGGUUUGGAAUCAAUCCCACAACCUUCCAGUUCAAAAACAACUGCAAUGGCUACUGUUCCACCGCACAGAGAGAGAACCUGAUAUACCCAGGCAGUUGCCAGAUUAAAGGCCUAAAAGUAGACCUGAAGUGUUCGGCCCGGUUUUAUGGGCCACAUGUGUGAUUCAAAGACAAAAGUCUUUCUUUCUUUCUUUCUUUCUUCAGUCCAGCUGUCACCUCAAACACGUGAUCCAUUCUGGUUUUGUUUCGCCUGUUGUGCUUGUUGUUGUCCCGUUUCUACAACCAAGGACCCCUGCCCAGGACCACAAACCUUUUCUAGUGAUUAAAAGCUGGUUGUUCAGAUUGUCUGUCAGCGUUCCCGCUGCUUCUACAACAAAGACUAUGCAAACCAGUCCUUGGAUUUGUGAAAAGGUGCCACCCAGAUCCUUCUUCUGAACAAAAUCUUAAACAAGAGAUUGAAAUCAGCUUUUUAGGAAAACGUUUAUUGUUGGUGUCAUCAAUGAAGUGAGAAGCACAGUAGCCUUAUUUUUCUCAUUUAACUUUCAUUCAUAUGGAGUUCCUUCUACAGCUUCACUGCAGCCUGCAGUUGGACAGCUGCAGCCGUUUCUUAUAUACAGUCUGUGAUGAAGAGGCAUCAAAAGGCCUGACUACUGCAACAAUUUGUGGGCCUCCACUUUUCACUUGACAAAUAUUCUGUGCUGUAGACAAUUUUUGGACGUUAAAAAAAUAUUUGCCAGAAAAAUGAUGAAUUUUACACUCUUUUCUUUUUCUAUGGACUCGUCUGUUUUGCUGGGGAAUCCUUUUUCAGUGUGUGGAAAAAAUUGGACCAAAAAAGUGGGUCACAUAUAUAAAUAAUCUCAUGCACUGGACUAGACUACACUGGUAGAAGCCUUUUUCUAUUGCACUGGAGAGCGUUAUCAUGGGUCUUUACAUCAGUGAUCUAAAGAUUCCUAUAUCCAGUUUUGAGCCAUAUUAAGUCCACUGAAUUCCAAUAGCACUGAUCUAGGCUUACGUGAGUUGUGAUAAAAAAAAAGAUGAAAAGAUUUGAUAUUUGUUAUUCCUAUUGAUACCCAAAAAUGUGUAAUAUUUUAUGCACUCUCUUCCUCAGGGCAGGAUUGGAGUGCCAUAUGUGCAUGAUGAUAGUCACAUAUUUAAUGAUGUGCACCUGGUGAACCAGUCUGGACAUGGAAACCCUUUAGGUUCACUGCAGGGGCUGCUGUACAUACUCUAACAUGUGCUCCAUGAGCCAGCACACUUGUCAGGACAUAAGAGCCUGUGGACCUCACUUUGAUGUGAAGGAGUUAUAUUAUCACUUUUUUAACAAAAAAAAAAAAAAAUCCAACUGGAAACUCUUUUUAUGAAACUGGAAGGUCUAGAACUUUUCUUGCUUUCUCUUCUAUUCUAGUCAAGCCAAGCAGUUUUUAUAACUACAUUGUUGUUGUUGAUGGUGUUUCAUUAGUCUAUCACACUUUCUUUAUGUCGGGCAAAUUUCAGAUUUCUACUCUGUAUCCCAUGCUUUGUAUUUUACCCCGUAGGAAAUUCAACUUUCUUAUCUUAACUCCUUCUUUGUCUUGAUUUUAACUAGAUCAACUAACACAAUUCAGUUUUCAAAUCUGUAGAUGCACAUGGAUUAGAGGAGAUUUCUUUCGUUGUUAGCUGUUUUAAUUGGUGGAUUUCACUUGUAGUGCAUUGGAGAGCUUUAAAUACAUUGGUUAUAUGA